This is a messenger RNA of Dreissena polymorpha, 1900 nucleotides long. Its product is annotated as galactosylceramide sulfotransferase-like. The record is from RefSeq and is a predicted model, not a curated record. The transcript has a single exon. Bases 26 to 1222 code for a protein of 398 amino acids. Gene Ontology annotation, molecular function: galactosylceramide sulfotransferase activity. NCBI's taxonomy places the organism in Eukaryota, Metazoa, Mollusca, Bivalvia, Myida, Dreissenidae. Gene Ontology annotation, biological process: glycolipid biosynthetic process. Gene Ontology annotation, cellular component: membrane.
GUUGGCCGGAAGUUUGACCAUCGCGAUGUUUGUAUUGAGCUUACAGACCUUCAUAGGCUACAAGUAUAUGCGACCUAAAUACUAUGGUGACUUAAAGCGAAGCCCCGGAACCUACAUUAAAGACACAGACAAGCUGUUUGUGCAGCAACCUAACAGUACCAAUGUUUCUCGAAAAUUAGUUCAUUCCAACAAUUCCGGGCCAGUCAGACAUAUAGGAUUCUUAAAGGUUCACAAAGCUGCGAGUACCACCUCACAGGCAAUAUUUCUUCGAUUUGGAUGGCGUAGGAAUCUGAACUUUGUACUACCACCACAACGGAACGCAUUCAAAUACCCGAACAUAAUAAGCCUCAACGAGUCAGUUACUCCGUAUAACACUCUACCUCCGCCAGCUGGACAACAUUUUGAUAUCCUUUGUCAUCACGUGUUGUACGGACGUGAUCAGUGGGCUUCCGUUAUGCCGAAGGACUUUGUCGUUGUCGGCACUGUAAGAGAACCAUUUAGUCAUUUUAAAUCUAUAUUGAAUUACUUCCAGCCUGUUAUUAUUAAAAUUUUAGAGGCUAAGGACGAUAACCCAGUACGAACAUUUCUGGAAUCCCCGAAAAAAUAUGAUUCCAAAAAGCCUCAAAGGUCGUUAUUGAAUAAUCGGCUUGCCAUCGAAUAUGGCGUCGAUCCUGAUAUAAUAGCAAAACGAAACAAUGCGAGAUUUAAAGACUAUUUAUAUAAUGUUUUAGAUAAACAGUUUGCAGUUGUGAUUCCGGCUGAACGAUUUGACGAGGGCAUUAUUUUGAUGAAACGAAGAUUACGCUGGAGUUUAAAUGACAUUAUGUAUGUUCAGAAAAAUGUACGAAAUGUUACUAGACCCGACCGGUUUCCGGUAAUGGAAGACUUGAACAGUUUGCACAGAGAAUAUUUUAAGUUUGAUUAUAUGAUAUAUCACUUCUUUGUUGAAAAAUUUAAUAGAGAAGUUUACAUGGAAGGUCUAAAUUUCCCGAGAGAAGUAGAAUAUUUCAAGAAAACAAGACACGCAGUACAAUUAUUUUGCCACGGUAAAGGUAAAUCAAUUAAACAAUUGAAAAUCCCCUCUAGUGAAUUUAAUGAAGAGUUCACUAUUACCAAAGAUGAUUGCACAAUUAUGCUUAAGGGUGAAAUCGCGUUUACACAGAUGAUUCGCUUGCGACAAUAUGGCUCCGUGGAUUUGGAAAAUGUGAAACGGAAAGCAUAACCAGUAGUACUAUGCGGUAUUUUAGAGAGUGGAUAUUUUCAGGUUGCUGUAACAAAGCACAUUGCGUGAAGCUAAACAGCCUGUUGUUUAACUUUAAUCAUGUACAUCAUGUGUAUCUUUAUUGCUCCUUGUUAUAUGGCGAUCCUGAGAAAUGUGCACACAGCGACAUGCGAACACAGCUUGUGGAGACAUGAAACCAAUUUAUAUCUGCACUGACACAGCCUUAACAUAGACUAACAGUUGUACACAUGAAUGUGCUUAUAGUUAAUCGCAUUAUUCAUGUUAACGCUUUGUAAUGAAGCAAUAAUGGCACGCACUGCUUAUUUUUGCAUUAACUUAAGCCUCGUAUGGUUCCAUCUAUCGGCUUUGCUUGUAGAAGACAUUCAUGGGAAAUGCAUCAUUAUAUACUAGUAGUACUAAAAUUAUUAUCAAGCCACCAUUUAUCUCAGUUUCUAUGCCACCACUCUCAGAAGGCGGCAUAUAAAUGUCGCAGCGUACGUCUGUGUAUCUCUCCGGACGUGCAUCCGAAAAUUUGUCAAAUGUCAACCAUCGUUAAUCGUCGUGUACAAACCCUCUCCCUAUUGAAAAGGUCAAGGUCACACUAUUUAACAUGUCAAAUAUAAAAAAAUUGCCAUAAACAGCUUAUCAAUUCCUGUCUCAGACAUAUCUUUGCCAAUU